Molecule: messenger RNA, 2396 nt
Organism: Epinephelus moara (kelp grouper)
Lineage: Eukaryota; Metazoa; Chordata; Actinopteri; Perciformes; Serranidae
Product: CUB and zona pellucida-like domain-containing protein 1
Exons: 9
Coding region: 756-1826 (356 amino acids)
Source: RefSeq, a predicted model, not a curated record
CCCCAUGGCGAUGGUGGCAUUCUACAACCCCAUGGUGGUGGUUGCAUAGUACAACCACAACCACACCAAGACCCACAACCCCAUGGUGGUGGCAUCCCACAACUACACCAAGACCCACAACCCCAUGGUGGUGGCAUCCUACAACUACACCGAGACCCACAACCCCAUGGCGCUGGCAUCCUACAACUACACCGAGACCCACAACCCCAUGGUGGUGGCAUCCCACAACACCAAGACCCACAACCCCAGGGUGGUGGCAUCCUACAACUACACCAAGACCCACAACCCCAUGGUGGUGGCAUCCUACAACUACACCAACACACACACACACACACCCAUGGUGGUGGUGGCAUUCUACAACCCCAUGGUGGACUACAACCCCAAGAACACCUGCAACCAGCCCUGAACACCCACUCAGCCAACAAACGCUGCAGUUCUCCUUUCUUGUGGACCCACCUGCUCCCUCAUGUCAGGAGGGACUUUACUUGCCAAAGCUUGUGCAUCCAACGCCUAAUAAUGGAGCACGCUUUCAAGUAGAGGCCAACAAAGAACUGGAGUUCAGGGUGAAGGCACUAGCUACAUAUGGAACAAUAAAUAAUGUCAUCAUCAGUGGACCGCUGAAUAUCAGCAAGCACAGGAACACACAUGGCGAGUUUGUCAUUAGGUGGACGCCUGUACCGGAUGACGUGGGAGAACAUUUCCCCAUCUGCUUUGCUGUUGAAUCAGUGACUGGGUCUCGGGUCUAUCAGUCCGAGAUGAGGUGUGUUCUGGUGGAGGUCCAUAGGGAGCUGGUUAAAGCCAAUGUGAUCUGCGAUGAGUCCACAAUGACAGUCGAGGUUGAGAAAGCUUCCUUCCCUCGACUCCAUGAAGAUCAUUUGCGACUUAAUGAUCCUGUCAACACAGCCUGCAGCCUCCAGACAAACUCCAACAGCACUCACAUUAUCGCUGUGGUCCCCUUCAAUGCUUGUGGCACUCAGAUAGAGGAAGAUGAAGACGACCUAACUUUCACGAAUGAAAUCACCACACUUGACAACAUAGGAGAUCUGAUCACCAGGAGACACAUGGUGGAGGUGCAGUUCUCCUGCAAGUACCCCAAACGUGGAAAUGUUACACAGAGCUUCUCAGUGCACAGGAAGAAUGUCACAGUGUGUGAGACAGGCUUUGGCACUUUCACCUACCAAUUUGAAUUCUAUCCCACCAACCAAUACCGAACCAUGGCUGAUCCAAAUUCAUACCCUCUGGAGUAUGACGUAGGGAGCGAGAUUCACAUGCAGAUAGAGGCCACCUCCACAGUCAACAACACCGAGCUGUUUGUGGAGUCCUGCAGAGCUGCACCAUAUGACAACCCAAACUACCAGCCAACCUACUCCAUCAUUGAAAACGGGUGUAAUGUGGACCCGACUGUUGUUGUCCAUCCAUCCUCCCAUGAUAGAGAAUUCCGGUUCAGCAUGGAGGCCUUCAAGUUCAUCGGCAUGUAUGACCAGGUGUACAUCAGCUGUUCGGUCAUGAUGUGUGAAGCAGGGGUCCCCAACACCAGGUGCUCGCAAGGAUGCAUCAAUUCAGUAUCAGUGCCAGGCAAUCUAAUCACAAGCCGCCGCAAGAGACAGGCUGUCACUCAGAGUUUAAGGCACUUGGUUUCCCAGGGUCCCCUGCGCUUUAGGAGGUCAGCAGAGAGCACCGGAAACCCAGGGAUCAACUUGAACCUGAACUUGGUAUUCAUUGCUGGAUGUCUUCUUGCAGCUGUUGGCAUGAUCAGUGCAGUGGUCAUGUACAAAGCCAAAAUAUCCAGGGUCAGAUACCAACCAUUGCCCAGAUAUGACAGUUAAGACAGCUGUGUGUGCAAAACACCUAUUCUGUCUUAGAUACUGCCAUGUGUAACAUCACAUAUUAAGGUAUUGACAGAGCUGCAACAUGCAUUAAGAUUUUUAACCCAAUGAAGGCAGUGCAGCAUUACUUUUUGCUUUGACUACAUAAAGCUUUUUGGUUAGUUUUACUAUCAGAUUGAGUUAUCAAGUAUCUAGUUAUGUGUGCAGUUAAAAGAAUUAAUUUUAUAUCUACACCUUUAGAAAUACAGCUAUAUGACAGAAAAUAUUUAGUGAGGAACAAUUAACCAGAAAGGAAGUUUCAUAUUAAUCAGCACUGAAAGGAUGAUCAACCAGUACUGCAACUGCUAGCUGACUUUUCACUUGUAGUGUAACCUUGUAACCCUAUCUUUUCAAACGCAUCUACUAUUAUGUAUCCCAGUAUGAUUUAAAACAAGUAUCUUGAUCUAUACAUGUAGUCCUACCUAGUCAUAAUCACCAUAAUCAGUCCUGUGCCAAAUGUUAUCAUUACCUGUCAAAGCCCUUUACAGCUUAACCAAAGUCAAUUAUGAUUCACUUGCUAAAUGUAUCAAU